AUGGCGACCGGAGCCGUGCUCUGCAAGCAAGAGCUGAAGAAGCUUUUGAGAGACGACCGACACUACUACUCAACCCCAGAGCUGAAUGACGUGCUCUUCUUGCAUUUCAAAGGCUACCGAAAGCUUGAAUCCCUCGAAGAAUUCACCGGGCUUCGAACGCUACACGCCGAAACGAAUGCCUUUGGCAAGAUCGAGGGGCUCGAUAGGUGCACCCGCCUUCGUUCACUUUACUUACAGGAGAAUUGCAUUAGGAAUAUCGAGAAUCUCGAGAAUCUACCCGAACUACAGACGCUGAAUCUUUCAAGCAACUUGAUUGAAACUAUCGAAAACCUCGAGCACAACUCACUGUUGAGUACCCUUCAGUUGGAGAAGAACUACAUUGGACGGAAUGGAAGACAAGAUUUCGACCGCUUGGCGGACAUCAAAGGUUUAACGGUUCUAGAUUUGUCGAACAACCAGAUCGAAGAUCCCGCAAUUGUGUUUGAGGUGCUCACUCAAAUUCCUCGUCUUAAGGUCCUGUAUUUGAGGGGCAACCCAGUGAUCCGGAAAAUUCCAAAUUACCGGAAGACACUCAUUGUAACACUGAAGGCACUCACAUACCUCGACGAUCGUCCUGUUUUCAAAGAGGAACGCCGAUGCGCAGAAGCCUUCGCCCGCGGCGGACUCGAAGAAGAAAAAGAGGAGAGAAGCAAGAUACGGGAAGAAAAAGAUGCAGCUCACGAGAAAAACCGACUGGCAUUCCUGGAACUCAUUGAAGACGCACGACACCAGAGCAGGGAAAUACGGGACAUGAGAGCGGAGGAUCGUAGGGACGACGGCUUGCAUAGGCACCUGGAAAGCCUCGAGAGGAACAGGUUUCUCUCAACACAGCUUCCCCUGGCCGAGAGUGACAACGAUCGCCGGUUGCAGGAAACUGCUCGUGCCCUGAGAGACGCGUACGCAGCUCGAAGCAGCCGUUUUCUGAACCAUGUUGAUUCUGGCCCGGAGUCGGGCGGCCCGCGACGCCUCGAGUCGCCUUUAGUUUCAUCAGCUACUCCUCCAACCGGCACCCCGACAACAAACCAGAGCCACGUGGCGUCGAGCGGGGCGGAGAGUGUGCCAGACGAGACAUGGAGCGUUGCGACAAGCCAGCGCAACCUGGUAGAAGAUGAUCUGUCAGACGCUGAUACCCACGAAGUAGACAACGAUUUCUCUACCACCAGGGACAGCGGCCACGAUUCAGCAGGUUGUCCAGAUAGAUCUGAUGAUGUCGGGAAAAUACCGGAUAAUGAGAGGACUGCAGACGGGGAGACUACUGCGGAGAAGCAGUCCACGACAUCACAUACUAUCUUUGACGCACUAGACUAA
Messenger RNA from Besnoitia besnoiti, 1347 nucleotides. Its product is annotated as leucine rich repeat-containing protein. The record is from RefSeq and is a predicted model, not a curated record. NCBI's taxonomy places the organism in Eukaryota, Apicomplexa, Conoidasida, Eucoccidiorida, Sarcocystidae. Gene Ontology annotation, molecular function: protein binding. The transcript has 7 exons. The coding region runs from base 1 to 1347 and encodes 448 amino acids.